Aplysia californica (California sea hare) is the source of this 1911-nucleotide messenger RNA. Its product is annotated as collagen alpha-5(VI) chain. NCBI's taxonomy places the organism in Eukaryota, Metazoa, Mollusca, Gastropoda, Aplysiida, Aplysiidae. The record is from RefSeq and is a predicted model, not a curated record. The coding region runs from base 167 to 1408 and encodes 413 amino acids. The transcript has a single exon.
UAUCAGAACAGUUCUGCCUUCGUUUAUCUAAAGCGAGCUUCAACAACGAUACUUUGUGAGAAACAAUUUAUCUCAAAGUACUAAAUUUUGCCGAAUAUUCACCUCUCUCAGAAGUGCAGACGUGAGCAGAAGUAACUACCAAGCUUUCCACUGUUCAGAAAUCAAGAUGUUUAAGCUUUUUUGCACUUUCCUCUUCGUCCAGAUGGCGAUGACAGCAGCUCGUGUUGUCAAACGCGAGACCGUGUUAGAGUGUAAACAAAAUCCCAUUGAGUUGGGCAUCGUGCUAGAUUCGUCUAGCUCAAUCCGUCACACAGAUUUCCAGAAGAGCAUCAAGUUCCUCCAGGAAUUUCUUGAUCAGUACGAGAUCGGCGAUGGCCGCAAUGACGUCAGAGUGUCCAUUAUCACUUUCGGCAAGGGCGUCUACCCCCAGGACUCCUUCGACCUUGACACCUACAAGAGCAAGGACGCUGUGAUCGAAGCUAUUGGAAAAGUCCCUCACAGAGUCGGCCUCUACACUUCCACAGGGGAGGCCAUCGAGUACAUGAGCGAGAAACAGCUGUCCAAGAAUGUGUCCAGACCGUACGCUGACCGCAUCAGCAUCGUCAUCACAGACGGCAACUCUCAGGUUUGGCGCAAAACCAGAGACGCCGCACAAGCUGCCCGUGACAGCGGAAUUGUCAUAUUCGCCGUGGGCGUGGGAAACGUCCGUCGGGAGGAGCUGCUCAGAAUCGCCGGCAAUGAGAGCCAAGUGGUGAAGGUGGACAACUUUGACAAGCUGGAAGAGAUCAAGGUCAGUCUGGCCCACAAGACCUGCAUCGAGAAGGAGCUGACGACAACCACGACUACCACCACCACGCCUCCGCCUCAGACACAGACCUGCGGGGAAGAGAAUCCUGCUGACGUCUACUUUGUCUUCAGCCCAGCUGAGCUCGGUACACAGAUUACUUCAUGGACAACCUCCUUGAUCUCCACAACGGUCAGACAGGACGAUAUGGAGAAAGGCUUUCGGUUUGGUGUCGUUUCUGGCUCCUGCCCCGAUGACGAGGGAUUUGACCUGGACGACUACACCAGUGCUGAAGAGAUCGACGCCAGGUUGGCCACCUACAUGCAGCCACGCAUGCCCGCUAUGAUUGACCACCUGUCCAACUUUGGUUACUCUGACAUGUCCGGCGGCCGCAGUCAUGCCCGUGACGUCGCUGUUCUCGUUGCCAACGGCGGGAAGAAGAACAAGGGUCUUCAAGGGGAGGUCAAUCGUCUGCAAGCGAAGGGAGUGCAAGUGUUCAUCGCUGACCCAGCCGGCUCCGGCAUCGAGAUAGAGGGCGCUAUCACUUUAACAGGACGCAGCGCCAAAGACGCCUCAGCAAACCUCGUAACCCAUCUAUGCCCCACCCGUACCGGAAACGCAUAAAAGGGCACCUUUCCCAACCACUGAGCGUUCAUUUAAGAUCAUUACAUGUUCUAGGAACUGGUUUUAAGAAUAUUGACAUUACUGUACUGCCAUAGUUGCUCUGUCCCGUGCCUCAGAACUAUUGAAAGAAUUAUUGUGCUGAUGGCACUAUCGGACAUAUGGAAUCUUCACAGCAACGAAGUGCAAUAGACCCGAUACGUCCACACAGAGUAACACAUUUCAUGUUUAUUUGUGUCAUAAAGCGCUUUACACGCAAAUGUCUUGUGAACCCUUUUAGGGGAAAAACCCAUGAGCAAAUGUUUAGUAACAGUUUAACCAACUUUUUUCAAUCUUAUCAUUUUGAAUUUCACGACAGUGAGAAAAAAAGCAACGUUCAUAAUUGUAUGUUUGGACGUGUGCAAGUUUUCUUAAGUAUAUGUAAGAGAAUGUGGAGAGAGAGAGAGAGGGGAGAGAGAGAGAGAGAGAGAGAGAGAGAGAGAGAGAGAGAGAGAGAGAGAGAGAGA